This is a messenger RNA of Paecilomyces variotii, 1227 nucleotides long. RefSeq names its product IgE-binding protein. Lineage: Eukaryota; Fungi; Ascomycota; Eurotiomycetes; Eurotiales; Thermoascaceae. The transcript has a single exon. The record is from RefSeq and is a predicted model, not a curated record. The coding region runs from base 240 to 830 and encodes 196 amino acids.
CACAUUUUUGCUCCUGUCAGCGAUGAUAAUUCCAACAUUGUAUACAAAAAGACCCAUGUUACAUAGGAUCGAAGGAGUGCUCGAGAAUUAUAAAAGGGCCAUCGAUACCCUGCCUUUUGGGAUCAUCAUCAACGACAACGACAACGCAGAUCUACUCAGCAAUCACUCAAUCUUCCCACAACUCUUGAUAAAAUCAUCCUUCUCAAGUGCCAACUCUUCUUCAUACCAACACACUCAAAAUGAAAGCCUUCACUACUAUCGCUGCUCUCCUCCCCCUCCUAGCCGCCGCCGGUCCCCUGAAGAGACAAGACACCACCACCACACCUCCCUUCACCGUCGUCGCCGUCCGCUCCGGCUCUCCCAUCCAAUACCUCACUCUCGAAGCUCGCGAGGGCAAAUUCUGGCUCGGUGGAAACCCCGGCACUUACUGCCCUGAGACAAUCACCUCUUGCCCUCCCGGCAACGAGACCGUCAUCGCUGGUAUCAACGGUCUAGAUGUCGCUGUCCCCGGCGGCCAGCGGAUCUACGCUGCUCCCUCCGGCGAGCUGGGCUUCACUCAGGCUCACUCCGCCAGCAUCCCCGCCGGCGCUGCUACUGGUCCCUUCGAGUAUGAGCAUGAUGGUGCCAUUGCCAAGUGGUCCUUCUCAGGUCUUGGUGCUAAUGGUUUCGUCGCCUGUCCGAUCGGAGAGGGCAGCAGCACCCAGUGGCAGGUGUAUGCUAAUGUUCCGAACCUCCAGGCUCCUAAUGGAAAUGCUAACGCCUGUCUGGGCUUCGAUACUAUCGCUGAGACUUGGACUGGCACUGGUGCUGCUGCUUGGGAGUAUAUCUAGAUUAUGAAUGAAAUUGUCUGGAUGGAUAAUCCCCGGGAAUAACGCAGGCAGAAGAAGGGACAUAACCUUUUCAUCUCGAUCAAUUUACAAUUGGUCUUUGUUUUUUUCUUUUCUUUUUUAUUUUUCUUUUUUAUUUUUAUUUUUAUUUUUUUUUUUUCUCUCUCCUCGUUUCUUUCCUGUAUAUCAUAUAUUACUGAACCACUUUGUCCUGUUGUGAAUAAUAUUCCGCAUAUCACAGCAGAAAGGCGGGACGGUAUCCCACUCCUUUUACUAAUGUUCUGCAUUUGUGGCUUUUUUUUGGCAUACGCCCCUGUACUAUAAGAUCAACUACACGACAUUCCCUAAUGAGCAUAGCAUAGCAUAAGCAUGAGAAUGACAAUAUAGUUCAUCGCAAUCA